GUUGCAAACGGGUCGCAAAAAUUUGUGAAGUUCACUUCGACCAUCCAGAACCAGCUGCUGCUUGUGUCACUGCUGGAGCAUCUCUGCCACAUGUACACGCACAACCCCGUUCACUCCAGGGGUUUGUUCCGAAGUUAGUAAGAGGAGCUCAUUCCUGUCUCUCAAACCGCCUUGCUGCAAUGUGUACCAGACCUUCUGAGUAGAGUUACAGUGUAAUACCAGUACAAAGCUGUAGGUUUCAUCCCACUGGAACAAGAAUGAUUCUGUGAAGAGGAUGAAUGCCUUGAAUCAACUAAACUGGCAAUGACAACUUGUCUUAUUUUUGAAAACAGUAACAGAAUAUUGCUGUAGAUGUAAGGAUCAGGCAGUUCUGCUUCAGCUAGAUCAUUUCUUCGUCAGACUUUCACAAGAACAGGGUUACUCUCCCCUUUUGUCUUUUGUGAUGAAUUUAGUACUAUAAGACUGCAGCACAACAGAGCCAUUACUGAACUGAUGAAAGCAGCUAAUCAACAAGUGCUUAACGGGGAACUUGAAAACGGAGAGUCUAUUGCAAUUGGGGAAAAAGAAGUUCUCUUUGAAGCACAGACUUCACGAUACUUGAAUGAAUUUGAGGAGGUUGCAAGGCUAGGAAGUGGAGGAUAUGGCAAAGUAUACAAGGUCAGAAACAAGUUAGAUGGUCAGUUCUAUGCUAUUAAAAAAAUUAAAAUUAAGAAGGCUACAAGAAGAGAUUGCAUGAAGGUGCUCCGAGAAGUCAAAGUGCUGGCUGGGCUGCAGCAUCCCAAUAUUGUAGGCUAUCACACUGCUUGGAUGGAACAAGUUCAAACAGUACAUCCAAAAGGUAAAACAAUGAUGGAGUUGCAGCCACUAGUUUUGGAACAAAAGAAUAGCAAUGAUCACUGUCACAUCCAGAGUGUGGAAAGUGGUAGUUCAAUUAUCUUUGCUGACCUUACCUCACAAGAAAAGAAGUCCUGUGACAGUACCAGUCUUAAAAAUGUGCAUAGAGAAUCAGUGCAGAAUAUGGAUGUAAGGAGUGACUUUACAAACAGCAAUAGCAAAGAGUGUGUGAAACCAAAUAAAGGUGAAUUAUCCACAGAACUACAAAGAGGCUUUGUAAAUAAUGGUAACAGUUUAUCAACUGAUGUGGACAAUCAUUCAAUACGGGGACCUCAUUCCAGUCUGGAUCAAGAUGCUAGCACUGAAAGCAAGUCCUGCUCUGAAAGCAAGUCCUGCUCUGAAGGAUGCUCCAAAAAUGAGGUAGCACUCUGUGGAGAGUUCGAGGUGGAGUAUCACUUGAUGCUUCAUAUACAAAUGCAGUUGUGUGAAAUAUCCUUGUGGGACUGGAUUGCUGACCGUAAUAAAAGAUGUAACAAGAGAUCAGAGGACACUUCUAGUCCAUACCACCUGGUGGAUGUUCGCUGGACAAUGAAGAUUUUCCAGGAGGUAGUAGAAGGAGUUUGCUAUAUCCACAGCAUGGGAGUGAUGCAUCGAGACAUUAAACCUAGAAAUAUCUUUCUACAUGGAUCAGAUCAUCAGGUAAAAAUAGGUGACUUUGGAUUAGCCUGCAAAGACCUUCUUUGGGAUGAUGCAGGCUGCAGACAGAACGGAUCCGUUCUGCAGACGGAACGGAUAAAUGGACUGACACAUACUUCAGGAGUGGGAACCUGCCUCUAUGCCUCACCAGAACAACUGCAGGGAUCUCACUAUGAUUUCAAGUCAGACAUGUACAGCAUGGGUGUUAUCCUGCUAGAACUCUUCCAACCAUUUGGAACAGAAAUGGAAAGAACAGAAGUUCUUACACAUUUAAGGACUGGCCAAAUUCCUCACACUUUCUACAAGAAAUGGCCUACUCAGGCCAAGUAUGUGAAACUCCUCACCAGUCCAAGAGCUACGGAACGCCCAACAGCGGCUCAGCUUCGGGACAGUGAACUCUUCCACACCACAGACCAGGUUAUUUCUAACCUCCAACAGAAGGUGAGACAACAAGAAGAAGAAAUACAGAAACUGAGGGAGACAAUAAGACAGCUUUCUGAAGAGCAAGAUGAACAAACAAGACAAGGCUCUCCUGUUUAAGUACAGGAAGAACUACCCUUGAGUGUGUGUUAAAUUAUAUAAAAUGUUUCUUUUUUACAUAAAAUACUUCAAUGCAUUUU
Messenger RNA from Onychostruthus taczanowskii (white-rumped snowfinch), 2150 nucleotides. It is a transcript of the gene EIF2AK1, whose product is annotated as eukaryotic translation initiation factor 2 alpha kinase 1. Gene Ontology annotation, biological process: protein phosphorylation. The record is from RefSeq and is a predicted model, not a curated record. NCBI's taxonomy places the organism in Eukaryota, Metazoa, Chordata, Aves, Passeriformes, Passeridae. The transcript has 14 exons. The coding region runs from base 493 to 2070 and encodes 525 amino acids. Gene Ontology annotation, molecular function: ATP binding; protein kinase activity.